AUGCAGCAACGUGGACAACUCGGCCAGCGAGGCCCAACUGUUGGAACAAGCUCUGCCGUGCGCUCACGGUCUGGCUCAGGAUCUGAGAGCAGGUUAAGAUCCGGUCUGAACGCCGCUAGCAACGCUCUUAGCUCGAGUAUGGAUAGCAGACACCGAAGCGGAGGCCGUUUGGCCUCUUUACCACAAAUACCGCCUCGUUCAUCUAAAGUCAGUGAGAAACUAGUUCUUCUUCCAGAGACGGUGGAGGAAGAAGAAGAGGAGGAGGAGCAAGAAGCAGAAGAGGAGGAAGAGGAUGAGGAUGAUGAAGUUGCGGAUGACGAAGGCACGCCUUCGAAGAUAAAUGAGAGAUAUGAACGGUUACGACGCUUGACUGCUGCCCGCGCGAAGCAGCCGGAUUUUACACAGGAUAAUAUGGCUGCGCCGCUCCUUGAUAAUGAAGAAGCUAUUCGAAAACGCAGAUUCGCCGCGAGCCCUGAGAAAGGGAAGAGUUAUGCUGAGCGUCUACCCAAGGCUCGAAGAGGGAAGAAGUUGCCUCGUGUAACGGCAUAUUGCACUGCUCAGGCGUAUAAGAUGGGUGCUGCGGCAAGCUUUGUCAAAGAACUCCACGAUGCGCGCACAAAGUUAUAUGAUGACUGCUUAUACGCCGCAUACCAUCUACCCUUAUUGCCUGGUCGAGACGGGUAUAGGGUGAGAAGUAGCCCUAUCUUCCGAAGUGCAGAGGGCAAAGUAGUCCUAGACGAAGAGAUUGCAAGGAAUGAGAGAAGGGAUUACCACGAUGAAUACUUUACAGAGACAGAGGAGCAUUCUGUUCGAAAUUCAGAGGAGCAGGAGAGACGUGAGCGCCGUCGUGAGCAAGAACGGGACCGGGAGGAGGAGGAUGGCCAUGAGCGUGACCAUACACACGAUCACGAAGUUGGAGCAGAGCGAAGUAAUGGACGACGCCAGGAAGAAAGAGAUACACCAGUCCGUGGCCAUUCAUUCCAUGUUGAACAUCACGACGAUCAACCCUCAACUCAAAAAGGUGACAUCCGACAGCCUACCUCUCCGGUCUCGACCAGACAAUCCCGACCCUCAAUACCUCCCAACGCCCUUUCCUUUGCAGAAAUGUUCAUAUUCAGUUACGGGGUUGUCGUCUUUUGGAACUUCACAGAGCGUCAGGAGAAGGAAAUCCUCGCAGAUCUCGCAUUUUGCCCUGCACCAAAUGACCUACCGCUUAACCCUCUGGCAGAAGAAGAUUUCGAAACAGAAGAGUUCCACUUUGAAUACUCUUCCGCUAUCUCUAGACCCCGAGUGUAUAAUGAUAUGAUUACAUUACGAUCAGGGGAUCAUAUGAUUAAACUGGCUAUCAGUCAUGGCAUAGCACAAAGCACAAAGCUCAGUUUCUUUGAGGAGGGCAUGGCGCGGCAAAUGGCAGACGCAAAGGAUGUGCCGAGACGGUUAGCUUUAACCGGUCAUCUAGGCAUGGGCAGAGAAGAAGUCUUCCGUAUCAUGGGCAGGUUAUUCAAAUCGCGUGUUGAAGUCAAUCUCUCUUCGAACAUGCUCGACGUGCCCAAUUUCUUCUGGGAUAGCGAGCCGAUGCUUCACCCCCUGUACAUCGCUGUUCGUGAAUACCUAGAGAUAAAACCUCGCAUUCAAGUUCUGAAUGAACGAUGCCGAGUCUUCCUCGACCUUAUUGAAAUCCUCUCUGAUUCUAUCGCCGACAAUAAAGUGUCUAGCCAGACAUGGAUUAUCAUCAUUCUGAUUUUCAUUUCCAUCAUCGUUACCCUAUCUGAGGUGGUGUUAAGAUUUGGCAUUCUAUCGACCAAGAAGGGAACUCAGAGUAAGAUGUUGCUAGACCAGGGAAAAGCCAAUGGUAUGAGUAUUGGUAUCUAG
Molecule: messenger RNA, 1872 nt
Organism: Trichophyton benhamiae CBS 112371
Lineage: Eukaryota; Fungi; Ascomycota; Eurotiomycetes; Onygenales; Arthrodermataceae
Exons: 2
Coding region: 1-1872 (623 amino acids)
Source: RefSeq, a predicted model, not a curated record